This is a messenger RNA of Aureococcus anophagefferens, 1263 nucleotides long. RefSeq lists its product as hypothetical. Gene Ontology annotation, molecular function: nucleosome binding. Gene Ontology annotation, cellular component: Swr1 complex. Bases 1 to 1263 code for a protein of 420 amino acids. The record is from RefSeq and is a predicted model, not a curated record. NCBI's taxonomy places the organism in Eukaryota, Pelagophyceae, Pelagomonadales, Pelagomonadaceae. The transcript has a single exon.
AUGGAACCUUUAACCUGCGUCGUGGAUAACGGGAGCUACGAAGUGCGGGUCGGGUUUUGUGGCGACGUAGUCCCGAGACUCAUAGCGCCGAAUUGUACUGCAAGACCACGACAGCAACUUAGAGUAUUGGUGGCGGACGAGAUCUACAAUAUCAGAAAUCUCGCACAAUUAGAGGUAACUAGACCUUUGGAACGUGGUAUCUUAGUAAACGCAGCAUGUCAGAGAGAUGUAUGGAAGCGAUGCUUCGAUAUAGUGAGGUGUGAGCCGCGGGACUCCAAGGUAACUGUCACGGAGUCAGUCUUGUCGCCACCUUCUGUACAGCGUGCCAUGGACGAAGUUUUAUUUGAGGACUUCGGGUUCUUGGGCCGAUGCCGAGUGCCUGCGCCAGUAUGCGUGGCGGAAGCUGCGGCGCAGCUUGAUCAAGACGUGUUUCACAUGCAGAACGAUGGUUUGAAUGACGUUUGGAAGCAGCAACGAUGUCUGAAUGAAAUAAAUCUAGUUGUCGACUUUGGACACACGGCGACGACGGUGACACCUGUCGUUGCAGGGUCCACAAUUCCAUGUGCGAUCCGCCGCAAUGAUAUUGGUGGUCAAGUGUUGACCGGGCAUCUACGUGAACUUAUCAGCUACCGCCAAUACAAUAUGGCAAACGAGGGCGUGACCUUAGAUCAGCUCAAACGACGCUUGUGCUUUGUAUCUCAAGAUUGGAAACAAGAUAUUGUAGCGUGUGAAGGUACGACACGUGAACGUGGUGUUGCUGGUCCACACUAUGCCGAGUACAUUCUCCCUGAUUUUCAAACCCUUGAUCAUGGUUAUGCUCGUCUCACACGAUGUCCCAUGUCUGUGUUCGAUGAAGUUCGCCGCCGGACACCGAUGGAUGCGAUGCCCCAAUUCCUGCGACUUGAGUCGGAGAGGUUUUGUGCUCCCGAACUUCUGUUUUCCCCUCAAAACAUUGGUCUUAGUCAAUGCGGAGUACAUGAACUUAUUGCCGAUGCUAUCCUCCACGUGGACUCGUGCUUGCGUACACCACUAUCGCAGCGCAUCAUUAUCUGCGGUGGCGGUUCGCAAUUGCCGGGCCUGUGCAAUAGAGUGGAACGUGAACUUUUCUCUUUAUUACCGCAGCGUGUCUGCGUCAUGCGCCCCAGCGACGCGGACCAUCUUGCUUUUAGAGGUGCCGCUAUCCUAGCUGCCAUACCUGACAAUUAUCUCUCCAAGACAGAGUGGGAAGAAUACGGCCCAGACUGCCUCUACGUCCGUCCUUAG